Salmo salar (Atlantic salmon) is the source of this 3408-nucleotide messenger RNA. RefSeq names its product queuine tRNA-ribosyltransferase 1 (gene qtrt1). Gene Ontology annotation, molecular function: tRNA-guanosine(34) queuine transglycosylase activity. Lineage: Eukaryota; Metazoa; Chordata; Actinopteri; Salmoniformes; Salmonidae. The record is from RefSeq and is marked provisional. Gene Ontology annotation, cellular component: cytosol.
AACAUGGCUGCGCCCAUAGUCAGAGGAGCUGCAACAAGCAGCCUUGAAACAGGCAUGGUUGUCAAGAAAGCCGUUUCCAUCGUUGCUCCUCUUGCUCUCCGAAUCAUCGCCGAAUGUCCAGUGACCAAAGCGAGGGCUUGUGAUCUCACACUUCCUCACUGUACGGUCAGCACCCCAGUGUUCAUGCCUGUUGGUACACAAGGCACGAUGAAGGGAAUCACUGUGGACCAACUCGAUGAUCUGGGAUGUCAGAUUUGUCUUGGCAACACAUACCACUUGGGUAUGAGGCCGGGUCCUGAGCUGAUUGAGAAAGCAAAUGGCCUGCAUGGCUUCAUGAACUGGAAAAGAAACCUUUUGACUGACAGUGGGGGCUUUCAGAUGGUGUCUCUUGUUGAACUAUCUGAGGUUACUGAGGAGGGGGUCAAGUUCAAAUCUCCUUACGAUGGAAAGGAGAUCCUUCUGAGUCCUGAGCAGUCAAUCGCCAUACAGAACAGUCUGGGGUCAGACAUCAUGAUGCAGUUGGAUGACGUGGUCAGCAGUACGGUGACUGGGCCGCGGGUGGAGGAGGCUACGUGGAGAUCGAUUCGCUGGCUGGACCGCUGCAUUGCAGCCAAUAAGAAUCCAGAUAGACAGAACCUGUUUGCCAUCAUCCAGGGGGGCCUGAACGCAGAGCUGCGCAAAGCCUGUCUAGACGAAAUGACAAAACGGGAUGUUCCUGGCUUUGCUAUCGGUGGGCUGAGCGGAGGUGAGGAGAAGGAUGAUUUCUGGAGGAUGGUGACACUCAGCACAGACCACCUGCCUCGGGAGAAGCCACGCUACCUCAUGGGGGUUGGGUAUGGCUGCCAUCUUCCUUAUGUUAUAACAGCACAUUUCCAUGCAUAAAUGACAUAAGUUGCAAAUGUUUUGUUGUGCCGUACAGGUAUUUUUAUGUAUGUGGUUCAUGUGUUAUUGCUGUGGGUCACAGUUAUGCAGUGGACCUGGUGGUGUGUGUUGCUCUGGGUUGUGACAUGUUUGACUGUGUCUUCCCAACACGCACUGCAGUAAGUAUUCCAUUCUCUUACAUAUUAUGAGUCACCUACUCUCUAUUAAUUUACUUCGAAAUAAGUAUUCUUAUCACAAGUGCUGAGAAACCCAAUAGCUUCUUUUAUAAUUUAGUCCAUAGCAGUACUACUUUCCGAAUAAUGAUUAUAUUGAUGAUUAUGGUUAUGAUGAUAAUUAAGUGAUCUUCUUCUUUUCAUCCCAGAGGUUUGGCUCAGCCCUGGUCCCGUGGGGAUCUCUGACGAUUACCAAGAAGCAGUUUGCCAAGGACCUACAGGCAAUAGACCCAGACUGCCAGUGCCCCACCUGCAGGAGGUAAAGGCAUAUUAACCCUGGUACACUGAGGGACAGAAUGCGGAGGGUUGAAGGAAUGGUUUGUAGGGGUUAAAGAAACUGGUUUUCAAAUCUCAAUUGUCGUCAAUGGAUGUUUUAAGUUCUAGGCUGAAUGAUUCUGAGGAUUGUUUUCUCAUGGGGCAGCAGGUAGCCUAGUGGUUAGAGCGUUGGGCCAGUAACCGAAAGGCUGCUAGAUCGAAUUCCCGAGCUCACAAGGUAAAAAUCUGUCGCUUUGCCCCUGAACAAGGCAGUUAACCCACUGUUCCUAGGCCGUCAUUGUAAAUAAUAUUUUGUUCUUAACUGACUUGCCUAGUUAAAUAAAGGUUAAAUAUAUAUAUAUUUUUAAAUACAGUAUCGGUUUUCUUUUGCUCCAGGCACAGUCGGGCCUAUCUGCAUGCUCUGUUCAAGAGUGACACUGCAGCCAUGCAUCACAUUACCAUCCACAACCUCUCCUACCAGCUCACUCUGAUGCGGUCGGUGAGACAGAGCAUCAUAGAUGGUCGCUUCCCAGACUUUGUGAGGACAUUCAUGAAGAGAAUGUUCCCCUCUCCUGAACAGUAUCCAGGCUGGGCGGUGGAUGCUCUAGGAACAGUCAACAUCACAUUGAAUUAAACUGGUCAACUCCUUGCUUUACACAGCCUGGGACUUCCUCUGCAAUGGCCAAUAAGACCUUUUAUAUGAGAAAUCAGAUCUCCUUUUUAAAAAUGGUUUUGUUUGUCAUGAAAUCGCUUUUUCUACUUUUAUGCUUCACUUGGGUAAUUGCUUCUGCCUGUAUAUUCUGUCAGACUUAUUACUGAAUGGUUCAAUGACGGUGAUGUGCCUGAAUAUUUUACUGUCUUUAUGAUUUAGUUAUGUUCAUGAUUUGUUACAGUACGGUUAGUUUUUUUUGGUCAUUUAUAUGCUAUACAUUCUGUUGAAAGUUAUGAAUUUACAUUGUACUGCUUUCAACUCCUGUCAGACAUACAGUAUUUUUGUGACAUCCAGUUUUCACUCUGCAGACCUCUUCAGUGUAUGAUAAUGUAGGAGUGGAGUAGUGUUGUUGAAGUCCAGGAACUGUCUCCUCUGAUAUAUUCAGACACUUUUAGUUGUUACCAUGGCUACAGACCAGCGGCCCACCCUCUUUAAAUUCCAUGCAUGACUUCUAACACAGAAAUGUGGUCAUAAACUAACAAUUAGAGAGAUUUCGGAACAUUUCCUAGGGCUUGUUAUCGACCUUUACCAGCAGGAGGAAGAGAAUACAUUUCUAUAAUUGAGUUCUGUUUUGUUGCGCAAGAGAUGAGAACACAGGAACCCACGUUUGUGUGCUUUUGACUUUGGGCCACUGGAGGGCAAAAAUAUUCUAAACCUGAUGAAAAUGCACGUGAGCCAGAUUGCGCCAUCUUUUUAGAUGACAUGCUGGAGAAGUUUCAUAGGAAGGAAUGGGAAUUAUACACACUCAGUUUGGUUCAAAAGCAGAGAAGUAGAGCAUGUAUGGUUUAGUCAGAUUUGCAUGCUGAGGGCAGACAGAGUAGUGGUAAACCAAUUCUCAAGGAAGUGCUACUUUCUCAAACAAAAAAUGACACCCAACACAAUGAGUUCCAGCAGUCAAGACAGUCGGAGGACAGAGAAUAAUAGGGUGUCAUAAUCUGCCAUUGAAGCAAACCAGGAUCAAAGACACAUUGGAAAACAAUAGGCAAGAUUUUUUUUUGUAGAUUCCAAUAUUUAGGUUUUUGUUCCGGAAUCAACAUUUUAUUUGAUUGGUUCCUGUUUUUCUAUUAGAAAUUGAGGUCCUUUCUGUUUCAGUUUUUUAUUGUAAGACAUCUAAUUAAAGCUUUAAUAGGCUACAUUGCAGUUGUAAAAGCACCUGUUGCCUCUAGUUGAGAGACAAGAUCUUUAAAUAAAGCCACCCUGUAUAGGCUACAGAGUUUAUACAUGGGUUGUAAUUGUUAAUACCUGUCAGUUAUUAGUUUAUAAUGCUAAACAUAUAAUAAUAAACAUGUAAUAGUAAUGAACAAGUUAUUCUUUAAUGAAUCAACACGGUUGACAAUCACAUUUUUA